AUGACGGCGGGAGGAGCUGUUAUGCUCGUACGAGGGGCGCGGGCGCAUUCACAAGCGCUCAGCUGUGGCGGAUGGCCUGGGUCGGGGAGCUCUGGCGCUUUUGUACUGGCCUUGAGUCGUUCCCGGCGGGCUUGUAGAAGUUUCUACGAAAGCACCCGGCCAGACAGCCCCUUGCGGCCGCCCCUACCACGCCUGCGUCCGCAUCCGCUCCCGCUAUCGCUGCCCCUCCUACCCCGAAGCAAUGCGAAUGCAGCUGCGGCGCUAACAAGCUGCCCACCCCGCCAAAAGAGUCACAGCUGUGCCGGCCCUGAUAAAACGCCCACCUCCUCCACAUCUACAAUCAAACCCUCUUUUUGCUGGACUCGAGCGUCGGUCGGAUCCCAGACAAAUACACUUACGACGCCGUCUGGUCUCAUCUCAUCAAGUGCCAUCUUCCCGCAGAGGCGCUUUCAUUCUACUUCGACAUCAUCCGCUGCAGUCAUGGCUGAGCCAAAGUGGCCCGGCGCCGUUGUGCGCAAGACUUUCCUCGAGUUCUUCGAGAAGAGGGGCCACACUAUCGUUCCCUCCUCCUCCGUCGUCCCUCACAAUGACCCCACCUUGCUCUUCACCAAUGCGGGCAUGAACCAGUUCAAGCCCAUCUUCCUCGGAACGAUCUCAAAGGCCGAUCCCAUGUACUCCCUGAAGCGUGCGACCGACACCCAGAAGUGCAUUCGUGCUGGUGGCAAGCACAACGAUCUCGACGAUGUCGGCAAGGACAGCUACCACCACACCUUCUUCGAGAUGCUGGGCAACUGGUCCUUCGGAGACUACUUUAAGAAGGACGCAAUUGAGAUGUCUUGGGAGCUUCUGACAAAGGUCUACGGCCUGGACCCUUCCCGUCUGUACGUCACCUACUUCGAGGGCAACCCCGACAUGGGCCUCGAGCCUGACCUAGAGGCCAAGGGCCUGUGGCAAUCUGUUGGUGUCCCCGAGGACCACAUCCUGCCCGGUAACAUGAAGGACAACUUCUGGGAGAUGGGCGAUCAAGGCCCCUGCGGACCUUGCAGUGAGGUUCACUACGACAAGAUCGGCGGCCGCAACGCCUCUGACUUGGUCAACCAGGAUGACCCCAUGGUUGUCGAGAUCUGGAACAACGUUUUCAUCCAGUACGACCGCCAGCCCGAUAGAUCUCUGAAGUCCUUGCCUGCAAAGCACGUCGAUACCGGCAUGGGUUUCGAGCGUCUCGUGUCAGCCCUCCAGAACACCGUCUCCAACUACGCCACCGAUAUUUUCACCCCCUUGUUUCAGAGGAUAGAAGAGGUCACGGGCGCCAGACCGUACACUGACAAGUAUGGCGCUGACGACGUUGAUGGCAUCGACACCGCCUACCGUGUCGUUGCUGAUCACAUACGCCUGUUAACCUUCUCCAUGUCCGACGGCGCUGUUCCCAACAACGACGGACGCGGAUAUGUCGUUCGCCGAGUCUUGCGUCGCGGCGUUCGUUAUGCCCGCAAGUACUUCAACGCCGAGAUCGGAUCCUUCUUCUCCAAGAUUCUCCCUGCUCUUGUUGACCAGAUGGGCGAACAGUUCCCUGAAAUCGUCAAAAAGCAGCAGGACAUCAGGGAGAUCCUGGAUGAGGAGGAGGAGGCCUUCGCCCGUACCCUUGACCGUGGUGAGGCACAAUUCGAGAAGUACGCCAACGCUGCCAUCAAAAAGGGCGAGAAGAAGCUCUCUGGUGCUGAGGUCUGGAGACUUUACGACACUUUUGGCUUCCCUGUGGAUCUGACCAAACUCAUGGCCGAGGAGCGUAAGCUUGAGAUCGACGACGACGAGGUCAAGGUUGCUCAAGACAAGGCUCGUGAGGCCAGCAAAGUCGUCAAGAACUCCGUCCAGACCUUCGCAAAGCUAAACGUUCAUCAAAUUGCCGAGCUUGAGCAACAACUCAACGUUGCGAGAACGGAUGACGAGGGUAAGUACGUCAAGGGUGACUCCAAGGCCAAGGUGCAACUGAUCUACGACGGCAAGGCCUUUGUCAAGUCAACCAAGGAUGUUGCCGAGAACACUCCCCUGGGUCUGUUGCUGGACAAGACCAACUUCUACGCCGAGUCCGGUGGCCAGGUCGCUGAUACUGGGCGCAUCGUCAUUGAUGAUGUUGCCGAGUUCAAGGUCUUGGAUGUACAGAACUACGGAGGAUAUAUUGUCCACAACGGUUACCUCGAGUAUGGCACAUUGUCAUCCGGCAACGAGGUGAUCUGCGAAUACGAUGAGCUGAGGAGAUCUCCCAUCCGCAACAACCACACCGGUACCCACAUCCUCAAUCACUCUCUUCGCGAAGUCCUCGGCGACGACAUUAACCAAAAGGGCUCUUUGGUGGACAACGAGAAGUUGCGUUUUGACUUUUCCCACAAGACUGCCGUGACCAUUCCUGAGCUUAAGAAGAUCGAGGACUUCUCCAACUCGUACAUUCGCCAGAACGGCAAGAUUUACGCCAAGGAAGUGGAUCUCGACCUGGCCAAGGGAAUCGAGGGUGUCCGCGCUGUAUUCGGCGAGACAUACCCCAACCCCGUCCGUGUUGUGUCCGUUGGCGUUGAUGUCGACACGCUGCUUGGCAACCCCAAGAACCCUGAAUGGCGCAAGGUCAGCGUUGAGUUCUGCGGUGGAACCCACGUCGAGCAGACCGGGCUCAUCAAGGACCUGGUCAUCGUCGAGGAGAGCGGCAUUGCCAAGGGUAUCCGCCGCAUCAUCGCCUACACGGGCGAUGCUGCGCACCAGGUGCAGCGCGAGGCUGACGAGUUCUCCAAGCGUCUGGAUGCACUCGAGGCGUUGCCUUUCGGCCCCGAGAAGGAGCAGGAGAUCAAGACGACCCAGCACGCUCUGAACCAGCUGACCAUCUCCACUCUCACCAAGGAGGACAUCAAGAAGCGAUUUGACAAGAUAAUCAAGUCUGUCACUGACGAGCAGAAGAAGCGCCAGAAGGCCGAGGCCAAGACUGCGCUCGACACCGUUGUCGCUCACUUCGAUAAGAACAAGGACUCCAAGUGGUUCGUCGGCCAGCUCCCCAUCUCUGCCAACGCCAAGGCCAUCGGCGAGGUUGUCAAGCACUUUCAGUCCAAGGACAAGGAGCGCUCCGUCUACCUCUUUGGCGGGAGCAAGAACGAGGGCUCGGUUGCCCAUGGUGUCUAUGUUGGAACUCACCUGUCCUCUCAGGGUGUUACUGCCGAGCAAUGGGCUGCUCAAGUUAGCGGAGUUGUCGGAGGCAAAUCCGGCGGCAAGGAGCCUACCCGUCAAGGACAGGGCACCAAUGCCGAGAACUUGGAUGAAGCUGUCGCCACGGCGGAGAGGUGGCUCAAGGAGAAGCUCAACAUUUGAGCGUCAUACACGAGAUUCCCGCCAUUAUGCUGCAGAGGCAUGCCUGGCUCACGCAAUCUACUUUUUAAACGGGAAUUAGAUGGACACAGGAAUAUGGACAGGACGAUUAUGUUGUGAUCCGGACGAUCGCAUCGGAGCGGUUCACCGUCUUAUCAAAAGCUUGUCUCCCCUUCCUUACCUUGUUGUGUUUAGGAGCCAUCUCAGUCACGUAAAGUAAACAGACAAAGGCUUAAAAAUAAAAUAAAAAGAAUCGCAAGAGAAAGAGUUUCCAGUCAUCGCAAAA
Messenger RNA from Colletotrichum destructivum, 3631 nucleotides. Its product is annotated as Putative translation protein, beta-barrel domain superfamily. The coding region runs from base 1 to 3348 and encodes 1115 amino acids. Lineage: Eukaryota; Fungi; Ascomycota; Sordariomycetes; Glomerellales; Glomerellaceae. Gene Ontology annotation, cellular component: cytoplasm; mitochondrion. Gene Ontology annotation, molecular function: aminoacyl-tRNA deacylase activity; nucleic acid binding; ATP binding. The transcript has 3 exons. Gene Ontology annotation, biological process: alanyl-tRNA aminoacylation. The record is from RefSeq and is a predicted model, not a curated record.